AUGAAGCAGUUUAUGGUUUCGCACCUUGUGAUUUGGAUUCAGGUAAUCCUCUUUUUUGGUAUUGCUGAUAGUGAAAGGCCUGAAAGUGUGAAAAUUGGAGCAGUUUUUACCUUCGAUUCUGUCAUAGGUAGAGUUGCAAAAGCAGCUAUGGAAAUGGCUGUUUCUGAUGUCAAUUCUGAUCCAACUGUUCUUAAUGGUACCAAGCUUAACUUGAUAAUGAAGGAUGGUAUGUGUAAUGCUUUUCUGGGAUCAACUGGAGCUUUUCAGGUUCUUGAGCAAGGGGUUAUAGCCAUAAUUGGUCCACAAUCAUCCGCUAUGGCUCAUUCGAUUUCUCAAAUAGCGGAUGCUGUCCAUGUUCCCCUUAUUUCAUAUGCUGCAACUGAUCCAACCCUAUCAUCCCUUCAGUUUCCUCUAUUUUUCCGUACCGUACAAAGUGACUCAGAGCAAAUGUCUGCAAUGGCCGAUCUGAUCGACUUUAACGGAUGGAAAGAGGUCAUUGUUGUAUACUUGGACGAUGAUUACGGAAGAAAUGGAAUAUCUUCUUUGAGCGAUGAACUUGAAAACAGGAGAUUGAAAAUAGCUCACAAACUAGCUUUGAGUAUUCAGUUCGAUCUGAACGAAAUCACGAAAUUGCUCAAUCAAUCCAAAGUAUUUAGCCCUCGUGUUUUCGUUGUUCAUGUCAACCCUGAUCCGAGAUUGAGAAUCUUUUCCAUCGCUCGCAAACUUCAAAUGAUGACUAGUGACUAUGUAUGGCUUGUCACAGAUUGGCUCGCUGCUACCCUACAUUCGUUUCUGCCAGCAAAUCAGAAUGCUCUUAGCAUCGUUGAAGGAGUUGUCGGUCUUCGUCAACAUAUUCCAGAUUCUAAUAAAAGAAGAGAUUAUAUUUCUCGGUGGAAAAAGAUGCAAAAGGAAGGUAUAGCAAAUACUAGCUUGAACUCUUACGGAUUCUUCGCGUACGAUACAAUUUGGACUGUUGCACAUUCAAUUGAUAAAUUUUUGAAAGUAUAUAAAAAUAUUACGUUCACGCUCCAUGACAACAAUAUGGUAGCUCAUACAGAAGGAAUCGGUAUUCAGCUUGAGAAGCUCAAAGUUUUUGCUGGUGGAUCUGAUUUUGUUGACAUAUUAUUAAAGUCAAGUUUUAGCGGCGUGAGUGGUGAAAUUCGAUUUAGUUCAGACAGAAAUAUCAUAAGUAGUGGUUAUGAUGUUAUCAAUAUCAAUCGAAUGAAAAUUAAUAAGGUUGGUUAUUGGUCUAAUCAUUCAGGAUUUUCAGUUGUUCCUCCCGAAGUUCUUGCAAAAAAGGAACAUCGCGGGGUUUCUGUAGAUCAGAAGCUUGCCAAUAUAACUUGGCCAGGUGGGAAAACAGAACGACCGCGUGGUUGGGUGAUUGCUGAUAAUGCGAAGCCGUUGAGAAUUGGAGUGCCAAAGAGAGCGAGUUUUGUUGAAUUUGUAACUGAACUGAAUGAUAGUCACCAGAUUCAAGGGUAUUGUAUCGAUAUCUUCGUGAAGGCAUUGGAGUUUAUUCCGUAUGAAAUUCCUUAUGUUUUCAAGCCGGUUGGAAAUGGUAAAUCAAAUCCAAAUUAUGAUGCACUUGUAAAAAAGAUUGACGAAAACGUAUAUGAUGCAGUUGUUGGAGACAUUGCGAUUGUGACGAACCGAACAAAGAUUGUGGACUUUUCUCAGCCUUUUGCAUCAUCUAGUCUUGUUGUAGUGGCUCCUAUCAACCGUUCAAAAUCAAAUGCUUGGGUAUUCCUCAAACCAUUCUCACCAGAUAUGUGGUGUAUCACUAUUGCAUCAUUUUUCAUGAUAGGAGUGGUUAUAUGGAUUCUUGAACACCGAGUCAACGACGAGUUCCGUGGUCCUCCUAAGAGACAAAUUGUAACAAUGUUUAUGUUCAGCCUCUCAACAUUGUUUAAGACAAAUAAUAAUACCGUAAGCUCGCUCUCGAAAAUGGUGUUGAUAGUCUGGUUUUUCUUACUGAUGGUGAUCACAGCUAGCUAUACCGCAAGUUUGACUUCAAUUCUCACAGUGGAACAACUUUCGUCGCCAAUCACAGGAAUUGAUAGUUUGAUUGCAACUAACUGGCCUAUCGGAUACCAAGUAGGGUCAUUUGCUUAUAGCUAUCUGACAGAUAAUCUUUACGUAUCAAGUUCAAGACUUGUUUCCUUAGGCUCCCCUGAGGAGUACGCCGUAGCACUUCGAAACGGACCGUCCGGUGGUGGCGUAGCAGCUAUCGUCGACGAGCUUCCGUACGUUGAGUUGUUUCUGUCAAAAGAAACAGAUUUCGGUAUUAUCGGUCAGCCGUUUACCCGAAGCAGUUGGGGAUUCGCUUUUCAAAGAGACUCUCCUCUUGCACUUGACAUGUCAACCGCAAUUCUAAAACUCGCCGAAAGUGGAGAGCUUCGAAAGAUACAUGAGAAAUGGUUUUGUAAAAUGGGCUGUCCCGGUGAACGGAAAAGCGACCCUAAACCCGACCAACUUCACUUGAUCAGCUUCUGGGGCCUAUAUCUCUCAUGCAGUGUCAUCUCUGUCAUCGCGCUUGUUCUGUUUAUGCUGCGAAUGAUCCGCCAAUAUGUUAGAUUCAAACAAAGACAGAAGGACAGCGCUGCCUCAUCGUCGGAACCGUCGGACAGUCAUUGUUCCCGCGUCAUUGUGAACUUCUUUAAUUUCAUUGAUAAAAAAGAAGAUGCAAUCAAGAAAAUGUUCACUCAAUGUGAAAAUCCUCAUAACCCCAACUCAGAGUUAUGA
This is a messenger RNA of Lathyrus sativus (Indian pea), 2745 nucleotides long. Lineage: Eukaryota; Viridiplantae; Streptophyta; Magnoliopsida; Fabales; Fabaceae. The record is from the annotation of a GenBank genome assembly.